Molecule: messenger RNA, 1112 nt
Organism: Lycium barbarum (goji berry)
Lineage: Eukaryota; Viridiplantae; Streptophyta; Magnoliopsida; Solanales; Solanaceae
Product: ankyrin repeat-containing protein ITN1-like
Exons: 2
Coding region: 64-660 (198 amino acids)
Molecular function (GO): protein binding
Source: RefSeq, a predicted model, not a curated record
UUUUUUAUAAAUACCAAAAUCCAUUAAAAAAAAAAAAGAGUGAGAGAGAGAGAGAGAGAGAAAAUGGAUCCAACCUUGUACAGUGCUGCGGUGGAAGGCAAUACCAACGAUGGUGAUUUUUCACUUGUUGAAUAUCUGAAAAGGGAUGAAGAAAAUGGGUACCAAGUCACUCCAAAGGGAAACACUGUAGUCCACGUGGCAGCCCUUUGUUCCCACUCCAAUUUCGUGGGAGAAGUCCUUAAGAUUAAUCCAGCGUUGUUAUGCUGUCAGAACAAGAGAAAUGAGACUGCACUUCACAUAGCAGCUAAUGAAGGCCACACUGAAGUAGUCCGCGUGCUACUUAGCAUAGCUGGUGAGGAGAAUUAUAAGGAGACACUCAUGAGGAUGGCAAAUAAGAAUGGAGAUACAGCCCUGCACAAGGCCGUGAGGAGUGAACAUGUUGAUGUUGUCAAGAUCUUGGUGAAAGAAGAGGAUCCUGAAUAUGAAUAUCGGGCAAACAAGGCAGGGGAGACACCACUUUAUCUGGCGGCUGAGUCUGGUUUUAUUCAUAUUCUACGUGAAAUCUUGGAAUCAUGCAAGAACCCAAAUUAUGCUGCAGGUCCAUUUGGUCGAACACCUCUUCACGCAGCAGUUGUUCACGAACACUUGGGAGAAGUAUGAUAAGGAGAAGUACAAUAAGGAGUACGAUAACCUGUACCCUUUUCACCGUGGUCAAUUUGGACGACGUAGCUUCAAGAUAAAAUCGCAGGAGCAAGAGGAACUCAUCAUGUGGCGCGGCAUCAAAACAAGUAGGUCACUAAUGACGAUGAAUUAUUGAAAAGUGAAAGCAAAUAUAUAAUGUAGAUAGCUCAAAUGCAUCUAGUUUUUCCAAAACAAGCUGAUAAUUCUUUUGAUAGUCGAAGCUCCUCCAAAAGAAGAUUAGCAAAGGAGGAAGAAGAAGACGUUUAUAAUUCUUGUAUAAAUAAUCAUGUUUUAAUGGUUACUUCUUCGAUAGUUUUAACUUAUAAUUUUUGGAGAAUAUCAGCAAAGGAGGAAGAAGAAGACGACGCCUAUAAUUCUUGUAUAAAUAAUCAUGUUUUAAUGGUUACUUCUUCUAUAGUUUUAACUUAUAA